Molecule: messenger RNA, 1636 nt
Organism: Helianthus annuus (common sunflower)
Lineage: Eukaryota; Viridiplantae; Streptophyta; Magnoliopsida; Asterales; Asteraceae
Product: probable fructokinase-7
Exons: 8
Coding region: 312-1352 (346 amino acids)
Biological process (GO): fructose metabolic process
Cellular component (GO): cytosol
Molecular function (GO): fructokinase activity
Source: RefSeq, a predicted model, not a curated record
AAACAAGGAGUACAUUUUCUAUGUGCUCGUAGUCUCCGUAUUUGAACUGAAAUCUAGAGGAGAAAAAUUAGAAUCGAGUGAGUCAAGAUCAUCAUCAUCUUGACACAUUUCCGAAUCAAUAAAAGGGCACACGUUUUCGUUCUUCAUUCUUCUUCUUCUUCAUUUUCACAAACCCUUUUCUCCACGAUUUAACACUUUCAUUUUGGUAUUCUUCUUCUUCUUCCAUUAAUCAAAUCAAGAUCAGAUCACAUUCAUUCAUCAUCAUCAAUUGUGUUGUUUCUGAUCUUCCUCUGUACCAAAUUCAUACCCACAUGGCGAAAAUUCCCUCUUCAGAUGGUUCAAAAAACUUAUCCAUGAAUUCAAAUGGAGGCCCAGAAGCAAAGACUUCACUUGUUGUAUGUUUCGGGGAAAUGUUGAUCGAUUUUGUGCCUACGGUUUCUGGGGUGUCACUUGCAGAAGCACCCGCCUUCCAAAAAGCCCCUGGCGGUGCUCCUGCUAAUGUUGCUGUUGGUAUUUCAAGAUUGGGUGGUUCAUCUGCUUUCAUAGGCAAGGUGGGUGAUGAUGAAUUUGGGCAUAUGCUAUCUGACAUUUUGAAACAAAACAAAGUCAACAAUUCUGGCAUGCGAUUUGACCAAAAAGCUCGAACAGCUCUUGCUUUUGUUACUCUUAGAGCCGAUGGGGAGAGAGAAUUUAUGUUUUUUCGUAAUCCUAGUGCAGACAUGCUUCUUCGUGAAUCGGAACUUGACGUGAAUCUUAUUAAACAGGCAAGUAUAUUCCACUAUGGUUCUAUUAGUUUAAUAGAAGAACCAUGCAAAUCGACACAUUUAGCUGCGAUGGCGAUAGCAAAGAAAUCCGGCAGCAUUCUCUCUUACGACGUGAACUUAAGAAUACCAUUAUGGCCCUCAGAAGAUGCAGCUAGAGAUGGCAUAAUGAGCAUUUGGAAUCAAGCUGAUGUCAUCAAGGUGAGUGAGGAUGAAAUUACGUUUUUGACCCGGGGUGCUGAUCCGUACGAUGAUAAUGUGGUGUUGAAUAAGCUUUUUCAUCCCAACCUUAAGCUUUUGCUUGUAAGCGAAGGGCCAGACGGCUGUAGAUAUUACACACAGAAAUUUAAGGGAAGAGUUCCUGGUGUUAAAGUAAAGGCUGUUGAUACCACCGGUGCUGGAGAUGCAUUUGUUGGUGGAAUUUUAAGUGUUUUAGCUUCGGAUACAAAUCUUUAUAAGGAUGAAAAAAAACUAAGAGAAGCACUUCUUUUUGCAAACGCGUGUGGGGCCUUAACGGUAACCAAAAAAGGAGCGAUUCCAGCAAUGCCCACAAGAGAUGAAAUCCAGAAAAUCUUGAAAAGCAACAGCUGAGGAAUGAACAUGUUGGUGCGAUGUCAAUAAAAAAGGUUUAUUUGAAUCAAACCCUGCAAUGUACAAGUGCGUAUGAAGUUCUUCACGGUAGUUGUACAUUGAAGGGGUAUGACAUUUUCUAGCCAUAAAUGGAAUCUGUAAUAUGUUCCAGUAUAUCAACAUUGCUGCUGGUAAUGAAAACAAAUUGUUGUUUUGUUGCUCUUGUAGGCAACUUUUGACUGUUGCUAUAAGUUUUACCGACUUGAACGUCGAAAAAUGCUUCUUAUAAAUUUGUCUUUGUGCCU